Messenger RNA from Pseudoliparis swirei, 1345 nucleotides. Its product is annotated as putative transmembrane protein ZNF593OS. Bases 172 to 471 code for a protein of 99 amino acids. NCBI's taxonomy places the organism in Eukaryota, Metazoa, Chordata, Actinopteri, Perciformes, Liparidae. The transcript is spliced from 4 exons. The record is from RefSeq and is a predicted model, not a curated record.
CUGAAACUCUAGUUCGAGUUCCUCGCUCUCUGAUUGGCAUCUGUUUGGCGUUUUCAGCGUGGUUGGGAAGUGGAAGGUCUCCCCUGGUCGGUUUCGGGCUUUUUUGUGUGCCUUCAAAUCGGCCUCCGGAGCAGUAUUAAACUCCACUAAAGGUUUAGGAGACCGUAUCGGAUGCUGCUAUGGAAGUUGAGACUCCACGCUGUCGUUUCUGGUCUUGAGAGCCGCCCCAGCUCUUCCCUCCGUUUGGCCCCGCCUUUCACCACAUCAACAGACAUGAUCAUCAGACUGGGCAGGCUGACUCCCGGAUACUUCCGCCUCCUCGAAAGGCAGGUUGCCGGUGAGGUGCAGACGCAACCACAGGACCGUUCCAUCAACCACAUCGCCAUGAUGCUGGCCAUCAUGGGCCUGAGUCUGUCCUACUACAGCGCCAAGCAGAUGACGGAGACGGUCCAGGUCCCGCCUGCACCCUGAGGAGACUCGACUGCCCUGAUGACGGUGGUGAUAACAACGCAUGAGCCAAAGAGAAGUGGGGGGGAGGGGGGAGGGGGGGCAGUCAUAGUCACACUGAAUUUCUGGGAUCCCUCGCACCAUGAGCAAAGACAACAGGGCGUGGUGUUUUAUACCUGGGUUUUACGGGGGUCAUAGAUGAGACUGGUUUAAUGGACUGGUUUAAGUGGGUUAUCACAACCAGCUGACUGUCAACUGGGUCUGACCAUUAGUCAUUACAAAAGUACAUGCUUGCAGGAUGCUGUCGAUACUGUUCUGAACUACAACAAGAGAAGGGGAACUCUUGUAUAACUGUGAUUUUUAGCCAGGGCUCAAAGCUGACCUGGAUGAACAGUAAUGCCUUUUUAAAAAGAAGCAAACUGCACUUGAGAUGUACCUUGUAAUGAAGUCAUGGCGGGCCCAGAACGCGGUUAAAGGGGAUAGAAAGUGAACCUUGCCGAGCCUCGUGAACGGACAAAGAGCUGUCAUCGAUAAGUGUCAACAUGUAUACAUGUGAAAUAUAUCUGUCUGAAUAGUUUAUUUUUAAAUGCUACAUUUAGAUCUUUAAAGGGACUUGAAACUACUCGUGAUUUGAUUUGUUGUUCCUGUGAUUUCACGCGAUUGUAUCAUAAACCAAUGAAGUCCUGUUAAUAAGAUGUGUGACUGUCUCUAAUAGGCACGCUGGUUGAGAACCUGUCCUGCAAUAUUUACUUCAUGUUAAUGCAAAUGUUUAACUUCACUGAACAUUGCGUGGGUGUGCUGACUUUUAAUCCAAGCAAAAAUCAAAGACUUGUUUUUAUUGAUGGAUGAAUGUAUAACUUUAUUUUGUAAAGAUAAUAAAGCUGUGAAUAUUUUAAAU